This is a messenger RNA of Saccostrea cuccullata (small rock oyster), 1318 nucleotides long. RefSeq names its product caspase-8-like. Lineage: Eukaryota; Metazoa; Mollusca; Bivalvia; Ostreida; Ostreidae. The transcript has 8 exons. Bases 196 to 1167 code for a protein of 323 amino acids. The record is from RefSeq and is a predicted model, not a curated record. Gene Ontology annotation, biological process: proteolysis. Gene Ontology annotation, molecular function: cysteine-type endopeptidase activity.
CCAAAGCGAGGCAAAAGAGCAUACGGGGCUUUCUUUGACGUUCUGGAGGAGACUUUUCAGCACAACCUCUCAGACAUUCUCUAUCCAGGGGGCAAGAAAGAUUUAUUUGAAAACAGGAAGUCUGAAAGGUUUCCUUUCAUAAAGAGUGCGUCGGCGACAGUGGAACCAAACAGAGAAAUUGUGAAACCCCCGCUGAUGCGGAGUAUGUCAGCAGAAGUUAGGCGAGAACCCGUGGAAUCGAUCAGCGAGUUUCAGGAACAGUCCUUUACGUGUGAGCUACCCCUGGAGGAAAAAGAUUUCCAGAACUUAUCCAUUGUAGACGAAGAGUUCAUCUUACCAGAGAAAUGGCCUUCAGAAACGGAGCAUGCCCAGUCAUUAAAUUUCAAAGUCCACAGAUCUCGAAGUUCAUCAGCUCUUUCUAGCCUUAAUGUGUCCCCUAAGUCGGAGGUCUAUCCUAUGGUGAAGAAACCUCGGGGAAGAUUAGUCAUCAUCAACAACUUCAAAUUUGGCAGACAGGAAGUGGACGUAGAGAGAAUGGGGAGAUCCCAACAAGAUGCCACUAGUUUGGAUUUGCUCUUCAAACAACUUCAUUUCCGAACAAAACAACACAGCAAUCUAACAUUAGAGGAACUUUCUGCCGUACUGGAGAAGGAGCGAACAUGUGACCACGCCUCAGUUGAGUGUUACGUAAUGGUCGUUAUGUCACGUGGUGACGGAGACCACAUCUAUGGUGUGAAUGGUUAUAAGAUAUGUAUAGACACCAUCAUUUCAAUGUUUGACGAUGAACAUUGCAGCAGUCUAAGAGGGAUUCCGAAGAUAUUUAUUUUCCAAGCAUGUGAUGAUGCAAAAUCCAAAUCAGUGGAUGAAAUAAAAACGGCUACCGAAAACCUGACAUCUAUGGUAUCUUCUUCAACGACGUCUGACCAAGCUGUGAACAUGAGGGCCGACAUGUUCGUUGUUAGGGCAACGCAAGAUGUGGCAGUGGAUUAUCAUGGCGUGUUUGGCUCCAGAUUUAUACAGUCUUUUGUAUAUCUCAUGCGCAACUUAGCAUUCAAAGAAGACUUCGAAGAAAUUAUUAAAAAGAUAAAUCUUCUGAAUUCGGUCAGUGAGCCAGAGAUAGUGGAAUAUGCCAGUUCAUUUUCAAGAAAACUGUUUUUUAAUCCUUGACCAUUUACAAUCUGAGACAGAGGACAUGCUUUAUGUAUUUCAUUGGAGUGAAUGAUUUGGUGUGUUGUGACUUCAAUGAAUUUUACGUCCAUACAGACUACACACAUCACAGUUUUAUACUAAGUGCAAUAUCAUUUUCCUUUUAUUUAUA